UCGCUUUGAAAUUAUCAUGUCAUGAGCGAUUUUUAAAGGCGUAGAACGUCUGCUUUAACUUAAAACUGACAUCGACUGAAAGCACGUGUAGUACCACUACCACUAGCCUACUUUGUGAAUAACUACUUUGUUGGUAAACCCUCUUUUUUGAAAAUGUAGUUCGCCAAAAAUUGGGGAACAAAACCCGUCGCGUACCAAAGUUGUGUGUGUCCUGGCAGUCACGUUCCUAUUGUGAAAGCGAAGGAUUGGCUGAGAGGCGCAGUGCAGAACGGAGCAGUACUGGCGAAGGAAACAACGGGGCGUUGGUAAUAAGAAGUAACUGUCCCGCACGAAAAGUUCAGUUUUGUGUUACAUUCGAAACGAAAAUCGUGAGAUUUGUGUUUUUGUUACGUUUAUGAUAACAAAUGUGUUUUGGAGAGAUCGAAAUACGGGAUUGGCAUCAAUAAUUAGUAAGUUUUCGUUUAUUGCAAAGAAAUGGAAUCUGUAGCCGUUAUCGACCAACCUUCCACCAACACCCCUGGAAACGAGGAUGGUCCGCUUGUUGCAGUAACUUUUCAAAAGAAUCCUCACCAAACACAGAAGUACCUUGAGGCAGAACCCAAGGCCCUUGGGCUGACUCAGAUCACACUCAGUGUAUUUCAGAUCAGCAUGGUCUUUGGUGCUUUCUUGUCUAUUGGUGAUACACAUUUCGUUGAGGUCUUCCAGGUCAUUGGGUCUCUGUUUGCAAUUAUUGCUGGGAGUAUUGCAAUAGCUGCUCAGAAUCUCCACCUGCCCACUCUAAGGGCCUGCCUUGGCAUGCAGUUGGUGGCAUGUCUGGCUUCAGUACUCAAUGUAAUACUCAGCACCGGGGCAUUUUUUCCUGGUUACGAUUAUUGCUGGCACUCCAUGUUUAAUGUCACAGAGGUCACAAAAGUAUGCCAAAAUCUUUUGGAUGGGGUUAAGCAUUACCAUGCUGAGCUACUCCUGAUGAACAUUGCCGUCCUUGCCAUUUGUGCCACCCUGACCACCUACUGCUGCAAGGUCAUCAACUGCUGCACCCCCAGGGCCAAUAUGCCGGUGAUCACCAUAAGUGCUCCCCCAGCACAACAAUGAAUGGAAAAAGAGGUGACAUUUAGGGGCUGAAAGAAAUCUGGGAGAGGGGUCAACGUAUUUGGAACCCUAAACUCUACUUAAUCUGAAAUGCGCACCACAAAAGGUUUUUUUUAGUUAUUUUUUAAAUUUAGUUUUACUCUUAACACCUUCAGGGAUCAUCAAAUCACGGUCCUUGAGGGCCGAGAAUUGCUGGUUUUCCACCCUCCCUUUACCUGGGAGUCAGGUGCGAAGACAGUCUGGCCAAUUAGUACCACCAAUUGUUCAGUUAAUUACCUGGGAGGAAAGAAAUCCUGGGCUGGAUUUUGAUUUGAGGACCAGAUUUGAUGAUCCCUGUACAUGUACUCUAUAUACACCAAAUAGAGAUAGACAUAUUUUAUUUUAUUGAUAUGGUACGUAAAGUAUAUUUCAAGUACAAUUAUGUGAAUGUAUAUUUCCCUCACCUCUACUAAAUUUGAAUCUAUACCCAAACAGCCCUUAUUUAGUCAUUUAAUUAUAUGGAUAAAGUCUAAAAUCUGAUUAUUACAUGGUUCUGUGACCAAAUACACAUCAGUCAACCCAUUUUGUAAUUUCUCUGUUGAUUGAACAACUUCACGAAGCAUGCUGCCAGCUGGAUAUACUGUAUAUGUGUUUGUGUGCAUGUAUAUCCAGCUGGCGGCAUGCUUAUAUAUAUAUAUAUAUAUAUCUCCAUAAUGUUUGGGGCAAAUGAUUCUUGAUUUGGCUCUGUACUCCACAAUUUUAGAUUUGCAAUGAAGCAAUUUGCAUGUGGUUUAAGUGCAGAUUUUCAGUUUUUAUUAAACAAUUUUUUUUAAAUCCAUUUUGGUUUCACCAUGUAGAAAUAGCAUUUUUUGUACAUAGUCCUCAAAUUUCAGGGCCUUAACUGGUUUCAAGCAGCCAUGUAAACAUUUUUGAUUAAUUUUUCAGAAAUUGAAAACUUCUUGCAAUUAAUCUGAAAUUGAAGGUGUAGUUCACUUUGUUUUUAUUAUUACAGUUUUAAUGUUUUUAAAUAACUUGGAUGGUUUAACCAGUUUUACCACUGUUAUUUUACCCAAACAAGACAUUAUAAUAAUACAUUACAUUAUUAUUCCAAUAAAUUUGCUCGCACCGUUCAUAUUUAUUCAUUGAAGCCAUUCAAUUGAAAUGAAAAAGAACCUGGUGUCCAUUUCAUAUAUUGUACCGGCAAGACCUUGCAUCUUUUCUGUUUUUGUUUAAAGUUACUGUUCUGUGGGUUGGACCCACAGAACUGGGCCUCAGCUACAGCAUGGCACUGGGAAGUUUCUUGGGUGCACUGUUUCUAACAUAACAGAACAAUAUUCAUCGUGUUUACUGCAUUAUUUAGAAUUUUUAAAAAAUGGCUACUGAGAGAACAAGCUUAAAAAUCCCUUAUGUGUAACUAGCCAGUCUGUCCAACAUUUGUCCAAUUUACGAAGUCUACAGCAACUUUGAAACAACAGAUUUCACGUUGGACUUGUCUCAGAAGAUUCCCAAAUCACAGCAUGUGGACUUUCCUUCCGUGUACCAGUGCAUCCAACAGCUGGCGAUACCUCUGAUAGUCAGCUCGCUGUCAGGCACCCCUCAAGCAAGGGGCCCCCAUUGUUAUUAGGUUUGGCGACAAAUACGGUAAUUAGCAAUACUGGAACAGCGAACUACCAUUGAUACAAAAUGGUACUGUAUAAACCACCAACCACAGUUGGACAAUGGUAAUCCGAAAAGGACAAAAGGAUACUGAAUACAUACAAUGAACAGUCCUGACUUAUGGACUUCAUGCGUAAGGCUAUAAUUAAAACUGAAUUAUUUUGGAUGUAAUCACGUUCUUUUUAUUCUUUUUAAAAAAUACAAUCCAUUUUUUUUUUACAGUGGUACUGGUAAUAUCAUCGUAGCUGCCUCGUUUUUAAAAAGUAAUCUCUUACACUUGUUAAAAAGGUAUGUGCAUUAAAAAAUGUUAUUAAAAUUAAAAUAUUGAGUCUCACAA
Messenger RNA from Anguilla rostrata (American eel), 3061 nucleotides. RefSeq lists its product as uncharacterized. Lineage: Eukaryota; Metazoa; Chordata; Actinopteri; Anguilliformes; Anguillidae. Bases 475 to 1092 code for a protein of 205 amino acids. The record is from RefSeq and is a predicted model, not a curated record. The transcript is spliced from 7 exons.